UGAAGAAGUGUGCUUUGCUGGUAUUAAGGGGCUGGUUGGAAGCCUCGGCUGCUUCUUUCAGGAUGUUUGCACGCACUCUCCGUCUCUGGCGCAUCACCUUCUGUAGAUCUUUCUCUCGACAGCCGCCUUGCUGGAGGUCUUUGACGUGAAUGCUACUUAACGGGCUCUUGCCUACGAGCAGCUCCGUGCUUCUCUUUCCUCUGUGCUUUGUCUUUAAUUAAAAAGGAAAGAAAAGGAAAAAAAAAAGAGAGGAGGGGGUAGUGUUGCCACUAGCUUUGACUCCUUCCCUCCUGCCUCUUCCACCUGUCUCUGAAGCGCAAUGUCCUCCCAUGGUUAGGAGCUGAGCACCGUCCAGCCGAUUGAGCACCACGGAAAGAAGGAAAGGGAGAGAAGGACACACAAAAAAGAAGGCUGUAUGAAGAAGCAGCAGCAAGCCUGGACUGAAAAGCAACUCUGUUCUCUUGUAACAUGAACAAUAGCCUGCAAGUUAACCUGCCCAGGAGCUGGGCCAAUUCGAGCAGCUCCCUCCAGGAAAAGUCUGAACACUCUUUCUUUCUUUUCUACUACUACAGGAUGGAGGAUGAGGCAGUUUUGGAUCGAGGGGCCUCUUUCCUGAAGCACGUCUGUGAUGAUGAGGAGGUGGAAGGUCAUCAUACAGUCUACAUUGGGGUUCACGUGCCUAAAAGUUACCGAAGAAGAAGACGCCACAAAAGAAAACCCAAGGAAAAGAAAGAAAAGGAGAAAAUUUCUGAAAAUUCAGACAAGUCUGACAUCGAAAACGCAGAUGAAACGAGCAGUAGCAUCCUCAAACCACUCAUCUCCCCCGCCGCUGAACGCAUCCGCUUCAUUUUGGGCGAAGACGAUGAUAGUCCUGCACCACCCCAGCUCUUCACGGAACUGGAUGAACUCCUGGCAGUCGAUGGGCAAGAGAUGGAGUGGAAGGAGACGGCAAGGUGGAUAAAAUUUGAAGAAAAAGUGGAACAGGGAGGAGAAAGGUGGAGUAAACCACACGUCGCCACGUUGUCUCUUCACAGCUUGUUUGAGUUGAGGACGUGCAUAGAGAAAGGGUCAAUCCUGUUAGAUUUGGAGGCAUCCUCGCUUCCCCAGGUAGUAGAGAUGGUUGUUGACAAUCAGAUUGAGACCGGCCUAUUGAAGCUGGACAUGAAGGACAAAGUCACUUACACGCUGCUCAGGAAGCAUCGGCACCAGACCAAAAAAUCCAACCUACGGUCCUUGGCUGACAUCGGGAAGACUGUCUCCAGUGCAAGUAGGAUGUUUACCAACCCCGAUAAUGGCAGCCCAGCCAUGACGCACAGAAACCUGACUUCCUCCAGUUUGAAUGACAUCUCUGACAAACCUGACAAAGAGCAGCUGAAGAACAAGUUCAUGAAGAAAUUACCUCGAGAUGCUGAGGCCUCCAAUGUCCUGGUUGGGGAGGUAGACUUCUUGGAAGCCCCAUUCAUUGCCUUCGUUCGGCUGCAACAAGCAGUUAUGCUCGGUGCUCUCACAGAAGUUCCUGUUCCUACUCGGUUUCUGUUCAUUUUGCUGGGUCCCAAAGGCAAAGCUAAAUCGUAUCAUGAGAUUGGCCGAGCCAUUGCCACUUUGAUGUCUGAUGAGGUAUUCCACGACAUUGCCUAUAAAGCCAAAGACAGGCAGGACCUGAUCGCUGGGAUUGAUGAGUUCCUAGAUGAAGUAAUUGUACUUCCACCUGGGGAAUGGGACCCUGCCAUCAGGAUAGAGCCCCCCAAGUCCCUCCCCUCAUCUGACAAAAGGAAAAACAUGUAUUCAGGUGGUGAGAAUGUGCAGAUGAAUGGAGACACGCCUCACGAUGGGGGAAAUGGAGGUGGUGGACAUGGAGAUUGUGAGGAAUUGCAACGAACUGGCAGAUGUUUUGGCGGUUUGGUCAAAGACAUCAAGAGGAAAGCCCCUUUCUUUGCCAGUGACUUUUAUGAUGCAUUCAACAUCCAAGCACUGUCUGCCAUUCUCUUCAUCUAUCUUGCUACUGUAACUAAUGCCAUCACUUUUGGAGGCCUGCUGGGAGAUGCAACAGAUAACAUGCAGGGCGUAUUGGAAAGUUUCCUUGGUACAGCUGUUUCAGGAGCUGUCUUUUGCCUUUUGGCCGGCCAGCCACUCACUAUACUGAGCAGCACUGGCCCUGUUUUGGUCUUUGAGCGGCUUUUAUUUAAUUUUAGCAAAGAUAAUAGCUUUGACUAUCUGGAGUUCCGCCUCUGGAUUGGCUUGUGGUCAGCCUUCCUUUGUCUCCUUCUGGUUGCUACUGAUGCCAGCUUCUUGGUCCAGUACUUCACCCGUUUCACAGAAGAAGGGUUCUCUUCCUUGAUCAGCUUCAUUUUCAUUUAUGAUGCAUUCAAGAAGAUGAUCAAAUUAGCAGAUCAUUACCCCAUCAAUUCCCAUUUUAAAGAGGACGACAUCACACUUUAUUCCUGUACCUGUGCACCUCCAGAUCCAGUCAAUGCCUCCUUAUUCAAUGAGACAACCACACCAUCGUGGUCUGCAAAUAACUAUGCUGAGAUGCACAAUGGCACAAUUGAAUGGUCAUCUCUACCAAAGGAGGAGUGCUUGAAAUUUGGAGGAGUUCUGAUGGGCAACAACUGCAAAUAUGUUCCUGACAUUACUCUCAUGUCAUGUAUCCUCUUCUUGGGAACCUACACCUGCUCUAUGGCCUUGAAGAAGUUCAAGACCAGUCGUUACUUCCCAACUACUGCAAGAAAGUUGAUCAGUGACUUCGCCAUCAUUCUUUCCAUUCUGAUUUUCUGUGGAAUUGAUGCUCUGGUAGGUGUGGAUACACCAAAACUCCUUGUGCCAAGUGAAUUCAAGCCAACAAGCCCUCACCGAGGGUGGUUCAUUGCCCCCUUUGGAGGGAACCCCUGGUGGGUCUACCUGGCAGCUGCCAUCCCUGCUCUGCUGGUGACGAUCCUCAUCUUCAUGGACCAGCAAAUCACAGCUGUUAUUGUCAACCGGAAGGAGCACAAACUCAAGAAAGGUGCUGGCUACCAUCUGGAUCUCUUCUGGGUGGCAGUGCUGAUGAUUAUAUGUUCCUUCAUGGGCCUGCCAUGGUAUGUUGCGGCUACUGUGAUCUCCAUUGCGCACAUUGACAGCUUGAAGAUGGAGACGGAGACAUCAGCACCUGGCGAGCAGCCCAAGUUCCUUGGAGUCAGAGAGCAGAGAGUGACUGGGGUUAUUGUGUUCAUUCUGACUGGCGUUUCAGUCUUCAUGGCUCCCAUCUUGAAGUUUAUUCCCAUGCCUGUGCUAUACGGAGUGUUUCUAUACAUGGGUGUUGCUUCCCUUAAUGGAGUGCAGUUCAUGGAUCGUCUGAAGUUGCUCUUGAUGCCUCUCAAGCACCAGCCUGACUUUAUCUACCUACGACAUGUCCCCCUCCGCCGAGUCCAUCUCUUCACCUUCCUCCAAGCACUAUGCCUGGCUCUCCUUUGGAUCUUGAAGUCUACAGUGGCUGCUAUUAUAUUCCCAGUCAUGAUCCUGGCACUUGUGGCGGUCCGAAAGGCCAUGGACUACCUCUUCUCCCAGCAUGACCUCAGUUUUCUUGAUGACGUCAUUCCAGAAAAGGACAAGAAGAAGAAAGAGGAUGAGAAGAAAAAGAAAAAGAAGAAAGGCAGCUUGGAUAGUGACAAUGAUGAUGAGAAGAAUCACCAACAUUCCUUGAACGCCAUACAUCAUGCUGAUAAAAUUCCUUACCUCCACUCCCACACAAUGCCAAGCCCUCCACGAACUCCAAUGAAAGUUGUGCCUCAAAUUAGAAUAGAGCUUGAUCCUGAAGAUGGUGGUUAUUUCUGGAGGAGCAAGGGAACAGAAACUACUUUGUAACUUGUUCAUUAAUCUUCUACUGAACUGGCUUUUUUUUUGGUCAUUUCUUCCUCUUUUCUUCGGUUUUACUAGCCAAAUAUCCAAUUGAUCUCUGCCUAGGGAAAUGCAAGACAUGUGGUGUCCCUCUCCAUUGGGUCUUUCAUCUCAUUUCUCUCCCUCCACUUUGUAUAUUCUUCUUCUCCUUAGUCUUUUUCUUUCUUUCAUUCUGACCAAUACACGUGGAUUUGUUUUUGUUUUUGCCUUCUCGACCGUGUGCGUACGUACGCCUCCUCUGGACCUUUUCACCAGAGAGUGGAAGUAUUAAGAAUAUAUUAUCACGGCUUUGUGAAAUGUCAGCAGAACUGUUAUUAUUUUGGCGUGUUGGGGUUAUUUUUUAGUUGUGGAUCAGUGUUUUUCUUUCUUCAUGGUUUUUUUUAAAAAUCUCUAGCAGAACAAAACUGACCUCCAGGCAAAAUCCCCAUAAUUCUGUACUCCUGGAAAAAAGAAAUGCUGCUAAUCUUAAUAUGCUUGUAAUGUCACCUUUGCUUCUUUAGUCUCAAGCACAGAAAAUGGAAAUGGUACAUCCUUGCACAGACAAACUUUAAUUUUUUUGCCAGCACUGUAUAGUAUGUGUUUGGAAUCCUGUCCUAUGCAACUUUUAUUCUGUAACACUUCAGUGGAUUCUUAACCGGUCAGCUGCGUUGACAAAGUGUUAUUCUUAUCUCUUAGAUGAAAUCUGUUUUAAAUUAUGGGGGCCUAACCUGCGACUUACUUUUUUGUCAAUUUUUUAACCAUUUUUUAAAAGAAUUACUGUAAAGAAAAA
Anolis sagrei ordinatus is the source of this 4642-nucleotide messenger RNA. RefSeq names its product solute carrier family 4 member 4 (gene SLC4A4). The record is from RefSeq and is a predicted model, not a curated record. Gene Ontology annotation, biological process: transmembrane transport; regulation of intracellular pH; bicarbonate transport. Lineage: Eukaryota; Metazoa; Chordata; Lepidosauria; Squamata; Anolidae. Gene Ontology annotation, cellular component: plasma membrane; basolateral plasma membrane. Gene Ontology annotation, molecular function: monoatomic anion transmembrane transporter activity; sodium:bicarbonate symporter activity; solute:inorganic anion antiporter activity.